Molecule: messenger RNA, 1467 nt
Organism: Colletotrichum chrysophilum
Lineage: Eukaryota; Fungi; Ascomycota; Sordariomycetes; Glomerellales; Glomerellaceae
Exons: 4
Coding region: 1-1467 (488 amino acids)
Source: RefSeq, a predicted model, not a curated record
AUGAAAGAAGACGAGACCCUUUCGCCGCCCAAGCGGUCUAGCAUCAGCGAUCCUGGUGCGCACGAUCUGGCUGAGUCCGACUCAGAAGAUCACUUCUCCGAUGCGCAGUCCGCCCCUCUCAGCCCCGGAACGUCGCCUAUCCCCAAGACCCGUGUAGAGAAGGUCGACGACGAGCCGUCAUACGGCGAGGUUCCCGGCACGGAGGCUUACCGCAUGAGGGAGGGCGACGCCGAACCGGACGAGAUUGCUAUCCAGGAGAACAAAAGCGAAGAAGAGACCUCCUCAGAUGCCGUUCCGCCACCCUCACCAGGCGGGCAACCCAUCCCCAAGACGGUUGUCGAGGAGGUGCCGGGCACGUCAGGGCCGCAUUCAGAGGAAUACGCAGAGAAGCGUAAGGCAGAUGCACCGGCCGACUUGGUCCUCAAGGCGGAGGACGAUGUCAAGGAUGACGGCAGCAACACCGAUGUCCCACCUGUAUCACCUGCGCUUUCCGCUCCUCCAGGCUCCCCUUGUAUGAGACGGAAACCGUCAAAGAAUAUAUUGUCCUCUGCUCCUUCGAGUGCUGGCCUCGCACCGCCGCCCAAUGAGGAAGACGGAGACGGCGAUGGCGAUGACGACGACUUUGGUGACGAUUUUGACGACUUCGAAGAGGGGGAGGAAGGGGACGGUGGCUUUGACGACUUUGACGAUGGAUUCCAACAACCAGAAUUCGAUGCGCCUGCCCCAGCACCUGCGCCUGCGCCGGCCUUGCGGCAAGUUCCGUCAUUACCAUUGUCUAUACCCGACUUCGAUGGCCUGGAUGGCGAAGACGUUCUCCAAGCGGUCGACCCAUACCUCAACACACUCUUCCCUCCAGAAUCGCUUGACGUUUCACCACCCCCGCCAUUAACGAAGGAGAACCCCAUCUUCCUCACCCCACGGAGCGCAUCGCUAUGGUCUCAACUAGUGGCUCCCCCACCGCUCGCACCGCCAGACUGGAUCCGUUCUCGCAUCAGGCGCCUUUUCCUCGUCUCUCUCGGCGUGCCAGUUGACUUGGACGAGAUUCUCCCUGCGUCCAAGCAGAAGAAGCUUGUACUUCCCUCAUUGCAGGUCAACUCGUCAGGCUCACCACGGACUUCCUCAGACUCUCGUUCAGUAUCGAGGGUACGGCAAGAAGCAAACGCAUCCACAACGUCAGUUGACUCCAAAGGGAAACCAUCGGUGGCCAAGAGAAAGGGCGCGCCGACUGCACCGGAUCUGGACCUUGUGUCCGCAAAGCAACUCUGCACCACGACGGAGGAGGCUUUGAACGGCAUGACGGACGAGGAGCUCAAGGCCCACGUCGCGAAACUACAGGCAAUGGAAGGCACCGCCAAGGAGGUGCUGGAAUACUGGACGAAAAAGACGGACGAAAAGAUAGGCGACAGAGAAGCCUUCGAAGGCGUGAUAGAAAACCUGGUUAAGCAUGCACGCAAGGUCAGGAAAUAA